Messenger RNA from Anopheles cruzii, 486 nucleotides. Its product is annotated as chromosome transmission fidelity protein 8 homolog. Lineage: Eukaryota; Metazoa; Arthropoda; Insecta; Diptera; Culicidae. Gene Ontology annotation, cellular component: Ctf18 RFC-like complex. Gene Ontology annotation, biological process: mitotic sister chromatid cohesion. Bases 1 to 486 code for a protein of 161 amino acids. The transcript is spliced from 3 exons. The record is from RefSeq and is a predicted model, not a curated record.
AUGCCGAUUUAUGUAAGAAACCCUUCGCAGGAAGGCGAAGAGCAACCCGGUAAACUAGAAGAAUGGUGUAUCGUCGAACUUCAGGGCGAUUUGGAGGUCCGAGGGGAACGCAUCAUGGCGGGACAGUUUAUCGGAGAUUUACUGUACAACAAGUACGGACAACCGAUCCUGAUCAUCGGCCACCAUAUACUGCAGGGGCGGAUGCAGAAGAUUGACAAACCGUUACUGGUGGUGGAGAAGCGGGACAUUCGCGAAUGCGACGAAACAAUGUUGGAUAUCAGCCAGGUGGUAACGGAAAGUCAACCGGAUCUGAACUCGACGGGCCAAUCCGUCGUUGCUAAUCGAACCGUACUCGAUUCCACGGUUGCCAUCGAGCAUAAGGUUGUGCCAAAGGUUGAGUAUCAAGUCCGGGCGGUGGUGCGGAGCAAGGUUUUGUUCAAGGCCCGACCGAAACCGAUAAUUGCAAACGUGGCCAAAACGGUUUAG